UCCAUGCGCAAUUGAAAUUUGCGCGCAAUGAUUAAUACAGCUAAAUAUUUUGCUUUGCUGGAAAAUUUAAGCUUUAAACAUGCUGCAACCGGUGGAAAAGAGUCAAAGGACAGCCCUGGAUUGGAAGUUCUUCAAGCUAAUUUAAAAAUAUUGUCGAAUUAUGUUCAAAAGGAUUUAAACGAGCAGAUGCAAGAGCUGUGCAUAGCGCUACAAGUGGAGCAGGAGAGUGAUCAGAUAGAUUUGAAAAACUGCAUCAAUUGCUAUAUUAUCCAACUGUUACACGUGUUGCACACGCUGAGUAUCAACAUAAACUUCCAGAGCGAUGCAAAGGAGGAUUUAAUUUCGGUGGCUCAUCUAAAACUUUGCAUACGGGCAACGCAGGAGCUCAGCUAUUAUGCGUUGCGUUCGCAGCUGCAUGAGGAUUUCUAUAAGUCAGCCGUUUUCAAGGAUGUUCAGCGUGUCAGCUGCUAUCGCACUCUGAUUUACCUCAGUGUACAAAUGUUCAUUCGCCUGCUCGCCAUACGUCAGCUGCACAUAGCAAAUGCUAUGGAGCUAGUGCAGCGAGAUCUGCUGGCGACCGUAAUUAGUCUGCGCGUAGCUCAGCCCAGUCCGGAACAACUUCUGCAACUGAAUGCGGCGCUCGCUUAUCUAUGGCACAAUGAAUCCAAAGCGGAUUACUUUAGACACGUGCUGCUGCUGAAGGCAACUCCAAAUCUAUCUGCUCCAUUGGCCAAAGAGCUCCAUCAUCAACUGUUGAACAAACUGGGUGCAACGCAUGGCUUUGCCAGCCUCUUGGCUGCUCUACAAACACCGAACGCUACGCAAACCGCUGAAGUUGUGGCUCAGAUUGUGGCGCAGCGCGGCUUUUCGUUGCGUCUGCAGCAGCGCCUGAUUGAGCAGAUCUUCGACUUCUGUGCCAUGCGGACGAAUGGCAUAAUAGCGGGCGUGCUAAGCCUGCGUCGUCUCUACGAACUGAAUGUGGAAAAUCGUGAGUUCGUGGAGCGUUUACUCAGCAGCUAUUGGCUGCCUUUGACAUCUCCCGCUGACUUGCUGAAUGGUCUCAUUGUCUGGGAGCAGGCGCAGCUGUGCGCGUGUAUUCGCCUCUGGGAGCAACUUUUCUGCAGCUCCAGCGUCGCUUGUUUGCCCAGCGUGCUUCUGGUGCCCUUUGUGCCGCUUCUUCUGCAGCUAUACAAACACCUCCCACACAUUCUAACUAAGCGAAACGCAUUGGCUGCCUUAAUCUUGCGAUGCUUGGAUAAUAGGGAGUCGAAGCAGGAGCUGCCUGCCGUGCUGCAGCGCCUGUAUAGCUUGGACAGGACUGGUUCGCCGCCUUGGCAAGCCUUGCAUCCACGUCUGGCUAUCAAGCUAUCCUCUCAGUCUGGUCUUGUUACAGUGCAAGUGGAGCAAGAACAGGAGGAGGAAAACUAUUGUCGAGCCCUGACGGCUCUGCUUAAGGCUGGCAGCGAUCACACGUUAACUGCGAAGAUUUUUCUGGCUCUGCUUGAGCUGAUGCUGCAGCAGCUCCAGGUCACCCAACACACAAGCAAUGAGUUGCUCUCCACCGAAACUGAACUGGCCGAUUUCCUGCACUCAAAAUAUCACCUAAAACUGGAGCUCCUCGUGGCUCUGGAGCAGCUCAUUUGGCAUGAGCCGCUUAAGGCGCAGCUGGUUGCCACUCAGAGUAAAAACUUUAUUCAGCUGGUGGCCCAAUUGAUGGCCAUCACAGUGCAGCCUUCGGAGAUGGCUGAACAGAUGCAGUUGCUCAUAUUGUUACUGCUGCAGGAGCUGCUCGAGCGCAGCGAGCAAAUGCAGCUAUCAGAGUCCACUCGCCAGCUACAAGAGCCACUGCAGAAAUUGGCAAGUGGAACAUCAAAUCCUUUGCUGCUGAAUGCGCUGCAGCCGCUGCUCGAAUUGGUUGGCGGGAAGCAACAGAACCGUUCGACUCCCUCAGCUCCCGCCUCUCUCGCAUCCUUUCAGAAAGCACGUGAGCUCAUCGAAAACGAGCAGCCGCAUCUGCAGGUCUAUGGCAUACAAUUGAUGCUGGAGUCUCUGCGUAACAAGGAUCCCACUUUUCUAUCCCAAUCCCAUCGCAUCAUAGCGCUGGCACUGAGCACACUCAAGCAGAAGGAGUCCUACACAUUUCUCAAUUGCGUCCGUCUGUUUGUGCAGUUGGUGCACAUCAUGGAGGCCGAGGUGUUGGAUCUGCUCAGCGAUGAAUAUCUGUCAGAGACAGCCGAUCUUGACUAUCGUCUGGUUGUGGGCGAAGCCAUACUUAAAGCAGCUCAAGAAAUUGGUCCUCUCUGCUAUCGUUAUAAGGCCGUCCUCAUCAACUGCUUUCUGCACGGCGCUCGCUCGUCGCUGGAUGAAUUUCGCAGCUCCGCCUAUGCGAACCUGGCGCAGCUCUGUCGCCUGCUGACCUACCAGGUGCACAGCUUCUUCCAGGAGCUGCUGCAGCUUAUUGACGCCGAGCUCAGCUCUGGGCGCUAUUUGCCUGCCAAGCGGGGCGCCUUGCUGGUGCUUGCCGAGCUAUUGGCCGGCAUGGACAGCCUGUUGAACUACCAGGACAUGCUCUUGCCCAUCUAUCGGCUGCUGCGUGCCAUUGAGGCCAACGAAAACUGUGAUCCACAAAUGCGACAACAUGCGGCCAAUGGCCUCAAAGUCAUAAAUGAAAAGUGUCGUGAGCUGCUGAAGAGCGAAGCGCCUGUGCAGCAGCUGCAGAGAGAGAUCAAGGUGCUGGGCAUUAAGGAGCCCUCAGCGAAAUGCAAGCGGCAUAUACUGGAGCUGAAUUAGGGAGAAAGGGAUUUGAAUAUAUAAUACA
Molecule: messenger RNA, 2818 nt
Organism: Drosophila navojoa
Lineage: Eukaryota; Metazoa; Arthropoda; Insecta; Diptera; Drosophilidae
Gene: Tango6
Product: transport and golgi organization 6
Biological process (GO): protein secretion
Source: RefSeq, a predicted model, not a curated record